Messenger RNA from Hevea brasiliensis (rubber tree), 1831 nucleotides. RefSeq names its product receptor-like cytoplasmic kinase 176. NCBI's taxonomy places the organism in Eukaryota, Viridiplantae, Streptophyta, Magnoliopsida, Malpighiales, Euphorbiaceae. The record is from RefSeq and is a predicted model, not a curated record. Gene Ontology annotation, molecular function: protein kinase activity; ATP binding. Gene Ontology annotation, biological process: protein phosphorylation.
GAGUCAACCUUCGAUAGUUGGCGAGGGUCUAAAAAGGCCACCAAGAAAAGAACCUCAAGCCAUUCCGUAGACUCAUUUUUCAUGCUUUGCUGCAAUCUUCUCGUCUCUCUUUUCCAACACCAAAACCAACCCACAUAUAUCAUCCAUGUCCUCUUUCACUGUUAAGCUUUAAAUUAGCUCAAAGUGAUCUUUUUUCUCUAGCUCUUACUUCCCAUUUUUAAGCAGGAAAAAAAAAAGAUUUGUUGAUACAAAGAUCUGAGCUUUGUCUUUGUUUGAUUUGAGUUUGGCUUUUGCAAUUGCUGUAGUGAGUUACUGAAGCGUUUGUUUUCAUGGGACUUUGCUGUAGCAAUCGAAUCAAGGCUUAUACUCCUUCUAAUACAGGUUUGGUUGGUGGGUGUGUGUGUCCCUAUGUUUUCACAGACUGAAUUCAAAAAUACCAGCAGGGAUGCUAAAAAUUUGAGUGGCUUGAGUAGAAAGUUCUCAUCAGCUUCUAAUUCUAUACCCCAAACUCCUCGAAGUGAAGGUGAGAUCUUGCAGGCAGUAAAUUUAGAGAACAUCAGCUUCAGUGAGUUGAAGACUGCCACUCGAAACUUUCAGACAGAUAGCGUACUAGGAGAAGGAGGCUUUGGAUCAGUUUUCAAAGGGUGGAUUGAUGAGCAUUCACUUACUGCUGCAAAACCUGGUUCUGGCAUGGUGAUUGCUGUGAAGAGGCUUAACCAAGAAGGGUAGGGUCACAGGGAAUGGCUGGCGGAGAUCAACUAUCUUGGGCAAUUGCAACAUCCUAAUCUUGUUAAGUUGAUUGGUUAUUGCUUUGAGGAUGAUCAUCGACUUUUGGUUUAUGAGUUCAUGCCCCGUGGCAGUGUGGAGAAUCAUCUAUUUAGGAGAGGAUCUCACUUCCAGCCACUUUCUUGGAAGAUUCGCAUGAAAGUGGCUCUUGGUGCUGCAAGAGGGCUUGCAUUUCUUCAUAGUGCUGAAACAAAAGUCAUAUAUCGAGAUUUCAAGACUUCUAAUAUACUUCUUGAUUCAAACCACAAUGCAAAGCUUUCUGAUUUUGGUUUAGCCAGGGAUGGACCAACUGGGGAUAAGAGUCAUGUCUCUACUAGAGUCAUGGGAACUCAUGGAUAUGCUGCACCAGAGUAUUUAGCCACAGGCCAUUUGACUACAAAGAGCGAUGUAUACAGCUUUGGAGUUGUACUUCUAGAAAUGUUAUCUGGCCGACGAGCUAUAGACAAGAAUCGGCCAACAGGGCAGCAUAAUCUGGUGGAGUGGGCAAAACCUUACUUGACAAACAAACGCAAAAUUCUCCAUGUGUUGGAUACGCGUCUGGAUGGCCAAUACUCCCUCAGUCGAGCCCAAAAGUUGGCUAACCUUGCACUUAAAUGCUUAGAUGUAGAACCAAAGUUCAGACCAAACAUGGAUGAGGUGGUAAAGGAAUUAGAGCAGCUUCAAGAAUCAAAUAAAAAAGAGAACAAUGUAACUCCUGGGGACAACAAUGGUGGACGGAUUGCACAUCCACGACCUUCUGCAUCACCGCUUCAUGCAUAGGCGUGAGUAAGAUUUUUUGUUGUUAAUAUAAAGGAAUCCUUAGAUGGGAAACAUUUUGAGUUCAGGCAUGUGCUAGAAGCAUGUGCCUAUUUGAGCAGUGUACAGUUUCUGGUUAUGUACUUUGCGUGCGUGUUAGUAUUUAUGCCUCCAUUUUUGGAUUUUUCCUGUUCGCCAUCAGAAUGAUGGAGCACAGAUAGUUAUCUGGAUUACUGCAAUAUUUUGUACUUGAAAACAGCUACAGAAGAGCAAAGUUUUUAUGUGAGUAUAAUUAAGUUUAUUUUGAGCA